AUGCCACAAUUCCGCAUUCUCCACAUCGGCGACAACAUCAAAUACAACCACGAUGUGUACGCGCGCUUCUCGUCAGAAUUCGAGAUCAUUCAGCCGAGCGCCGAAGAGCGCGAAAGGGAAGAGUUCAUGCGGGCCUUGAAAGAGCGUCGCUGGGGGGACUUCCACGCCAUCUUCCGGCCCUUCUGGAACACGGGGGGCGAGAUGGGCCGCUGGGACAGCGAGUUGAUUCCGCUUUUGCCCAAGAGCGUGAAGAUCAUGGCGUCCGCCGGGGCCGGGUAUGACUGGGCGGAUGUGGAUGUGUUUGCUGAGCAUGGAAUAAUCUACUGCAACGGGGCAGCGGCCUCGUCGGAAUCCGUCGCCGACAUGACGAUCUUCCUGAUCCUGUCCGUCUUCCGCAACCUAGCCUGGUCCCACCAAGCCGCCCACUCCGCCAACCCGCAAGCCUUCGCCGACGCCCACAAAAACUCCCCGCUCACAGCGCGCAACCCGCGCAACCACGUCCUGGGCAUCAUUGGGCUGGGCCAGAUCGGGUACAUGAUCGCGCAGAAAGCCCACGCCGCCUUCGGCAUGAAGAUCGCCUACCACGAUCUCUUCCGGAAGACUCCCGAGCAGGAGUCUCGUGUCGGGGCGACGUACUACAAGGAUUUGGAAUCGUUGCUCGCGACCGCGGACUGUGUCGUUGUUGCCACGCCGUUUGCUGGUAAGACCUUGCUGACGCUGGAGCGGUUUAGGCAGUUUAAGAAGGGGUCGCGGUUUAUUAAUAUCGCGCGCGGGUCGCUGGUCGAUGAGGAGGCCCUCGUCCAGGUCCUGGAUGAGGGCCAUUUGGCUGCCGCUGGGCUGGAUGUUCAUGCGAAUGAGCCUUAUGUGCAUCCGCGCUUAGUGAAGCAUCCUCGUGUCAUGGCCAUGUCGCAUAAUGCCGGUGGCACUGUCGAUACCCAUAUUGGGUUCGAGAGGUUGGCCAUGGAGAAUAUUGAGGGCUUUUUGUUGAAGGGCAAGGCUUUGACGCCGGUUAAUGCGCAUUUGUUGAAGAGUAAGAGUUCUUUGUAG
Molecule: messenger RNA, 1047 nt
Organism: Aspergillus nomiae NRRL 13137
Lineage: Eukaryota; Fungi; Ascomycota; Eurotiomycetes; Eurotiales; Aspergillaceae
Product: D-mandelate dehydrogenase-like dehydrogenase
Exons: 2
Coding region: 1-1047 (348 amino acids)
Cellular component (GO): cytosol
Molecular function (GO): NAD binding; glyoxylate reductase (NADPH) activity; hydroxypyruvate reductase [NAD(P)H] activity
Source: RefSeq, a predicted model, not a curated record